Molecule: messenger RNA, 1537 nt
Organism: Homalodisca vitripennis (glassy-winged sharpshooter)
Lineage: Eukaryota; Metazoa; Arthropoda; Insecta; Hemiptera; Cicadellidae
Product: putative GATA zinc finger domain-containing protein 25
Exons: 3
Coding region: 200-457 (85 amino acids)
Source: RefSeq, a predicted model, not a curated record
GUAUUUUUUAACCAAAUAAUUAUUAAUCUGUUAUUUUAAUAAUAAAUUUAUAAGUUGUGUUAUACCGCAUAUUGGUGAUUGUUGUUUGAAAAGGAAUUGAUUUGAAAUAUUAUUACAAACUGUGUAGAGUAAGUACGCGUCAGCCUUGAAGCUUCCUUUAUAAGCCGAGGAGAAACUUUCAGUCAACAGUGGUCUCUGAAUGUUCACCAAGACACUCCAACAUACAGAAAUGAACUCGGAAACAAUUGACUUGACUCUGCGAGUUGAAGAAGAACCAUCAUCAGCCGCUUCUUCUAAAAAAUUACCUAAACUGCCAACUACUACUUUUAUCAACAAACAUUAUCAACAUCAUCAACAGCAGCUGCAGCAGCAGCCGCACCAACAACCGCAACAACCUCAACAACAACAACAGCAGCAACAAGGACAGACUCCUACUACAUCAAAUACUGAUAGAUAAUGGAUUCAUCUUUUAGUCAAGCUAUGGAAAUAGACAGUGACUAUGAAAUGGAAGUAGAUCAAGAGGAGGAGGAGGAGAAAAAAAACUAUUAAAAAACUAUUAAAGACAAAAAAGCUAUUAUUAAUCCGAAAAAUAUUAAUGACAACAAAUGUUUUCAAUGGUCAAUUUCAGCUCGGUACAUACAAGGUGACCAUAAAGACCGCAUUGAUGAAAGGUACACAUCUAUUAUUAAUAAAUUUAAUUUUAAUGAUUUAGAUUUUCCAUGUCCUUUGAGACAGAUUAAAAAGUUUGAGAAGAGUAACAUAGGAAUUAGUAUAAAUGUUUACGGUAUUAAUAACAAUUUAGAAAUUUAUCCGCUUAAAGUUUGUGAAACGGAGUCUGAAAAUCAUUUCGAUUUGUUGUUGAUAUCAAAUAAUCAGGGGAAUAACCAUUACUGUUAUAUUAAAGAUUUUUCAAGAUUAGUUCGAUCGCAAAUUUCUAAAUCGACAAAAAAAUGGUAUUCUGUAAACGUUGUUUUACCCAUUAUUGUGGAAAUGAUAAAAUUAACAGAUUAAAAGUUCAUAUAAAAGAUUGUAAAAUUAAUAAACCGUUAAAUGCAAAAAUGCUUUUUGUUGACAAUGAAGAUAAUCCUUCAAUUUUAAAAUUUCAAAAUUUUCACUUUAAAUACAAAGUUCCUGUUGUUGCAUAUUGCGAUUUUGAAUGUAUUUUAAAAAAAGUUAAUGAACAACAGUCGCAAUAUACAUUAGUCAAUGAAAUUCAUGAACCUAUGAGUUUUUGUGUCUAUUUAGUUGUAGACAAAGAUUUACCAGAACCGAUAUCGUCUCAGUUGCCAAAUGAUCCUUAUCUUUAUAGAGGACCAGACGCUGCUUUAAAAUUUAUGGAUUAUCUCAUAUCAAUUGCAAACCUAAUUGCUGAUUUAAUUGAUGUUAAUAAUCCAAUGAUAUCGCUUACAAUUGAUGAACUCAAUCGAAUUCAAUCAAUUACUCACUGUGAAUUAUGUAAUUUAGAAUUUUCAAUGUUAGAUAAACCUGUUAGAGACCACUGUCAUUUUACUGGUCGUUUUAGAAACAUUGUUUGUAG